Messenger RNA from Thrips palmi, 1876 nucleotides. RefSeq lists its product as uncharacterized. Gene Ontology annotation, molecular function: protein binding. The coding region runs from base 275 to 1588 and encodes 437 amino acids. The transcript is spliced from 3 exons. The record is from RefSeq and is a predicted model, not a curated record. NCBI's taxonomy places the organism in Eukaryota, Metazoa, Arthropoda, Insecta, Thysanoptera, Thripidae.
AGCCUCACGGUUUUUUUCACAGAGCAGGUGGUCUACUUGGUUGUCACCUUUGAGUUUUCAGUGACCCUUAUACCGGGCACUGCACUACAGCUUUGUUUCAGGAUUGCCAAGUGCAGAUGUACACCCAAGACUCCUAACGGACACCACGUAUCCGCAAUACGGACGGGUUUGUGCAAACAAAGCCAUUGAAGAAAUCAGCUGACUUGGUGCUGUGAAGGUCCGUGUGCCUCGACUGCUGCGGAUCAUCCCUCCUGUGCUGUGAUACUCCAUCAUAAUGGACAAAUUUACGCUGCUCUCGCUGCCGGACGACGUGCUGCUGGCCGUGCUGGCCCACCUGCCCGCCAGGGAGCUCUUCAGCUGCCGCGUGGUGUGUGUCCGCCUCAGGGACCUGUGCCUGCACCGCGAGCUCUGGCGCACCGUUCGAGUCAGGGACUCGGGCGUGGUGCGCGCCGCGCUGCGCCUCGCGCCCUGCAUCGGCGAGGUGUGGCUUUCCUGGGCCAACCCCUUAGCGCCUCUGCCCAGACCGAGGACCGCCUGCGUCGUGGAAGAGCUGCACGUGUCUGUGGAGGCGAGGCGCGACGUGCCCCUGGCCGUGAACACGGUGCAGCACUUGGGUGCCGGCGGUGGCGUGAGGAAGCUGGACAUCAGCAUGGAGUUCAUUCCGGCGAAGAAAAUGAUGCCUCUGCUCAAGGCCGUCUGCGGCAUCAAGGGUCUCCAGGAGCUGACUGUCGACGUCAGGUACAGCGACGAACCGGCUGCUUUUUUCCGCCAGCAGCAGGCGGAGCCGUCUCUGACGAAGCUAGUGUACCAGUCGCAAUCCGCCGACCCUUUCCUGGUCUUGCUGCUCAAGACACACGCGGCCACUUUGCAAGAGGUCCGCCUUGCAGGCUUGCAGGACCUGCCUGCGGCUUUGCUGGCGGGGGUUCCUGGUCUCCGCACAUUGCACUGUGCCCCGCGUGAUGACUUGCCGCUGCUGCUGACGCUGGCCAACCUCCAGUCCAUCGUCCUGACCGACUUGAAGCGUAACGUUACUCCUCCGGGUGCGCGAGACUUCCUCGCCCAGGCUUCGCACCUGCGUUCGGUGGCGCUCCAUCUGACCCCAGCCGUGUCCAAAUCACUCCUGUUAGCGCUAGGCCGGUCGCGCUCGGCUGGACUGGUCGAAAGCAUCGUUGUGGCGACCGUCCUGGACCUUGCACUUGAGGACCUUGUUGUCGUUCUGCGCCGGUUCCCAUCUUUGCGGUCCUUCGACACACUCUAUCUGUCCGCGGACUCCCUCCUGAAGGCAAUCAGCCCCGAGUCUGCGCCCAGCCUCACCACGCUGUCGGUGGUCCCGCGAGCCUCCUGCCUGCACUCCUCGAUCCACCAGGAUGCUGUGCUGGACCUCCUUCUGAGAAACCCCCGCCUCCACCUGCGCCUCUAUCCGCCGACGGUCCUCCAUCUUGACGUUUGCCCGUGUGAGUGGUGCGUGAAGGGCUGUCACAAGGAGCUGAAGGCUCCAUUUGGUCUGCUGCGAUUGGCUUUCUCGUCGCACAGGAGGGGCGCUGGCUGUCCGCGAGGCUGCUACCAGCUGGUCGUGCCUCAUUCCUGAAUUUAGGGAUGAAAUGACUGUCACCAGCUAGUCGUGCCUCGUACUUGAAUUCAGUGAUGAACUGUGUGCUCAACCUAUCCGUCGACUUAUGAACACAAUUGACAACAGAUGUCGACUCAAUUUUUUGCGCAGAGAAAGUGAGAAACAUUGUACAAAUUUGUCCUGUUUUGAGGGGUAGGAAAAUGAUUUAUCAGUUUCAAUUGACUGUUUUAUGGCAGGGCCCAGCGUAUCUAAGGAAACAUAUGAAUUUGUACUGGGCAUUAAUUAUUGGUAAAUAAAGGUAAAUUA